Colossoma macropomum (tambaqui) is the source of this 1053-nucleotide messenger RNA. RefSeq names its product interferon-induced protein 44-like. The transcript is spliced from 9 exons. Lineage: Eukaryota; Metazoa; Chordata; Actinopteri; Characiformes; Serrasalmidae. Bases 1 to 1053 code for a protein of 350 amino acids. The record is from RefSeq and is a predicted model, not a curated record.
AUGGCUCUCAAGCCCAGUCCUGUGGUCACCAUCACAGAGAGGCUCAGGUGUACCAUAUUUGAGUUGGAGGAGUUUAUGAGAGUUGGUGGCAGAGCACAGUCUCAGGAGGGUGAGGGUACCGACAGCCAGACCAACUCAUCAUAUACUGGUAACAACUGUGAGCUGGAGCAGGCUCGAUGUUUUGCUGAAAAUGCUGGAAAAAGCUCGCCUUCCAGGUCUCUCUGGGUUAGCCGGGUUCGCCAGGCUCGCCAGGCUCCCCAGGCUCCCCAGGCUUCCCACGCACCCGUAGCACCUCCAGCACCCCCGGUGCCCGCACCUCCCCCUGCACUCCCAGAGCAGUUUCAAUUCUUUGGUGGUCUCCUCCCAGACUCAUUCACUGCGCUGCAUCCACUCAUCUACAGCCAGAACAUUAAAGGAGACACCUGUCCACGGGGUUACUGGAGGCUGUUCAAAAUCCACAGGCUGAAGAAAGAUGGACCAGGAUCUUAUUAUCCAUUUGUCUUUUCUGACAUUAUGGGUCUGGAACCAGGCACUUCAGAAGGGGUCCACACAGAUGAUAUAAUCAGCAUAUUAGAGGGCCAUGUGAGAAAUGGUUACACAUUCAAUCCUGUUUGUCCACUUGACAAAAAAAAACAAUAUUACAACAGCAACCCCGGCCUGAAGGACAAAGUUCACUGUCUGGUGAGCGUCCUACCAGCAGACAAAAUCUCCAUCAUCUCUGAUGAAGUGAUCGUGAAGAUGAAAACUGUUCGGGAAAGAGCUCGUAACUUGGACAUACCCCAAGUGGUCAUAAUGCCCAUGGUGGAUACAGCAUGUCCACUAGUCCAUGAGGACCUGAAAAAGAUCUACACCAGCAAGAAAAUCAAGGAGAAGAUGCAGGAGUGCAGUAACAGACUGGGGGUCCCAAUGAACUGCAUCUUCCCUGUGAAGAAUUACAAUGAGGAAGUUACAAAUGACCUGCAUCUGGAUGUUUUGAUUCUGAUGGCUUUGACAAACAUCAUUAUGUUUGCCAAUGACUAUGUAGAGGAGCAGAUUUUUGCAGACAAUGAAUAA